AUGGAAAAUAACAGAGAAGGCAUAACAACUAGUACAAAGAAAUGGGCAAUGAUUCCCGUUUCAAGUCUGAUUCAUAAUCAAAAAGUGAUUGAAAUUGACGGUAAUCUUUCUGUUGAAGAGGCCUGCCAAGUUCUUGUGGAAAAUAAUAUAUCAUCUGCACCAGUUUAUGCACAUGGUGAAAGGGGACAUUAUAUUGGAAUGUUUGAUUACGGUGAUGUAAUUGCCUAUAUUCUUUUGGUUUUGCAUCGUAAACCUGGUCAGCCUGAUAGUGAUGAUAUUGUUGACACAGAAUCAUUUGAAAUAAAAGAUAUUGUUCAUAGAGCAUUACAAGGAUACAAAGUGCCUGUUCGUAUGGCAAGUGAUCUAUCACGUAAGAAUCCAUUUUAUUCGAUAAUGCAGGAAGCUACAUUAUUAUCAGCAGUAGAGGUAUUUGCGUGUGGUACUCAUAGAGUGAGCAUUUUAAAGCCAGAUGGUGAAGUUGCUGGUAUUCUAUCUCAGUCUACAGUUGUUAAAUAUUUGUUUGAAAAUCGUAAGCAAUUCCCAGAAAUUGAUGAAAUAUUAGAUAAAUCGAUUCGUCAAUUAAAUCUUGGUGAUGAAACAGUUAUCAGUGUUGACGCAAGUGCUAAUGUAUUAGAGGCUCUUUCUUUAAUGAGCACUCAUGGUAUCUCAUCUGUAGCUGUACUUCGUGGCGGAAAAUAUGUUAUAGGAAAUAUAAGUUUAACAGACGUUAGACAUGUUAUGAAGGGAUAUAAUCAUCGUUUACUUUGGAAGACAUGCUUACAGUUUGUUAGUCAUAUUAGAACUCAGCAAGGAAUUGCGGAUGGACAAGAUCGCUUACCAGUCUUUGAUGUUCGUCAAGAAACUUCAUUAGGAUUUACCAUCGCCAAAUUACUUGCAACAAAGGCGCAUCGUGUUUGGGUUGUAGAUGAAUGUAAUCAAGCAACUGGCGUAGUAUCUAUGACAGAUGUUAUUCGUGUCUUUGCCUCUAUAGUGGGAGUUCAAGCACAGGAACGUCGUGCUAGUGUGGCUGCUUUUAACCGUUAA
Cokeromyces recurvatus is the source of this 1044-nucleotide messenger RNA. RefSeq lists its product as uncharacterized. The record is from RefSeq and is a predicted model, not a curated record. The transcript is spliced from 8 exons. Gene Ontology annotation, molecular function: protein serine/threonine phosphatase inhibitor activity. The coding region runs from base 1 to 1044 and encodes 347 amino acids. NCBI's taxonomy places the organism in Eukaryota, Fungi, Mucoromycota, Mucoromycetes, Mucorales, Mucoraceae.